AUGGCCUCAGGAAAACAAGGCCAGCCUGAGGUGACGGGGAGCCAAAUAGAACUCGUGAAUUCACGAGGAAGCGAUCUGCGACAGAAGGAGUCGGAAUUUCAGGCUGACCAUGACGAAAAGCUAUCACAGGAAGAAGAGUAUUCUGAGCACGAACAACCUCCACAUGCCAAAGACACAAACGGGACAGACCAUACCAAUGAACUUCCAGACACACCUAAAAUGAUGGAGUUGGCCAAAACAUAUGAAUUCUGGCGCAACAUAGUCAAUAAGAACCCGCACAACUUCGAACCAUAUCUGCCAUUUCCCCAAGAAGAAAAAAACGGAGAGCAAGAUAUGGGAUUACUUCGUGGAUUGAGGCUUAGCAUGGGAAAGGGAGCUGACUCAUUGCUUAACGAGACAGAACUCAACUUCUUGAAGACGCGGAUCGGCGAGUUCAUUUCAUUUACUCGACUUGGGUCUUUAAAGGACGAAGAGCCUCAAGAGGGCUAUUCCAUGUAUGGAACGCAGGAUGAAGAAGGAUUGCAUGAAAUGGAGGAAGAUUUACACGACUACGAUAUCGAGGAAAUUGGUCUGGGCGAACGAUUUCUGUAUGGAUAUGGCCCAACACACCAUAUAGAAGUUGAGCUAAACGAGGGUCCUCCAGGUCCGCCAGAUCCAAAUUCGGACGAACCAUCUUGCGAGUUUACGUUUGAAUAUGAUCAUACUGGUAAGUUGGUACCGACAUACAGCAGUAUCGAGGAAAAGCUUCGACUUGUAAAUCUCCAUGGCCGGGACGGUGAUGCCCCCAAGAAGAAGAAUAAAAAGAAAAAGAAGAAACCGCGGUCCCUUUUGGAGGGAAAUCCGGAAAUCGAUGAGGCUAGUUGCAUGUUUUGUCAGUAUGAGGCGUUUUUUGGAGUGAAACCGGUCCACAUGAUGGCUUGGUACGACCGAAAAAUUGCCAAGGAGGAGAAAAGACGCCAGCAGAUUAAGGAGAAGCUUGAACGGGUCAAACAUAAUGCCCUUCACAGGCGUGAGAUGCGGGAGGAAAGCGAGGAUUUGUAG
Molecule: messenger RNA, 1041 nt
Organism: Clavispora lusitaniae ATCC 42720
Lineage: Eukaryota; Fungi; Ascomycota; Pichiomycetes; Serinales; Metschnikowiaceae
Source: RefSeq, a predicted model, not a curated record